This is a messenger RNA of Jaminaea rosea, 1851 nucleotides long. RefSeq names its product Josephin-domain-containing protein. NCBI's taxonomy places the organism in Eukaryota, Fungi, Basidiomycota, Exobasidiomycetes, Microstromatales. Gene Ontology annotation, biological process: protein deubiquitination. The record is from RefSeq and is a predicted model, not a curated record. Gene Ontology annotation, molecular function: cysteine-type deubiquitinase activity. The transcript has 3 exons. Gene Ontology annotation, cellular component: nucleus. Bases 1 to 1851 code for a protein of 616 amino acids.
AUGUCAACCGCCAGAGGGGGCGGCAGACCUUCUGCUUCGGCCUCGGCCUCAGCUCAGCAGCGCGACGUGAUCAAGGCCGCUAUCGUGCACGAGCGUCAAGAGCAGGGCUCUAUGCUCUGUGCUCAGCAUUGCCUCAACAACUUGCUACAGGGGCACUAUUUCGAUGCGGCCCAGCUUGCGGAUAUCGCUAAGCAGCUCGAUGACGUGGAGAGGGGUCAUCUGGAUAUGGACGAUGUGCAAUGGGGAGACCGGGAGCAGCAGGCUAGAAAUGCGGACGAGACGGGUUUCUUCUCAGUGGGAGUCGUAGAGACAGCGCUUCAGGUCUGGGGCCUCUCGCUGCGACGAUGGGCAGCUCAGGAUAUGCGUCACUUGCACAGCAAGCCAGAGGACCAGCUCGCCUUUGUCCUCAACCUCGAGAGCCACUGGUUCACAUUCCGUAGCUUCGGUACUGCCGGCGACAUCUGGUUCAAUCUCAACUCCUUCCUCGACUCCCCGACCUGGGUAGGGAGUGGCUACCUUGGCGCCCUUCUAGACCAAGCCCAGCGUGAAGGCUACUCAGUCUUCGUCGCUCGUCCUACAUCAGAGGACGAGUCUUCUCAACAAGCUCUCAUCAAUCAGUUCCGCGGCUCUUCAGCCGACCAGGCAGCUGACGAUGCUGUCGCAGCUGCUGUUGGGUCGGGCGGCGAGGAUGCGGACAUGAUGCAGGCUAUUCAGGCUAGCUUGGCGAGCUCGAGUCGUCCGGCGGAUUCUUCCGCAAGCGCUACUGGGGCGGGAGUCUCUACCCCUUCUGGCAGCCGCAAUGCUCGCCCUGGCAGCUCAAACGAGGGCAAACGCAAGAAGAGCCGGAGGCAGACGGACGAAGGUAUCGAAGAGGCGGUUCGGGCCAGCCUGGGUCGAUCAGCUGUAGCAGCUUCCAGCAGUCGUCAGGGAGGAACAAGGGACACGGCUAUCGACCUAGAGGACGACUCGCGGGAUGAUGGCGCUGAAGGCGAGGCUCGCCCGUCACGCUCCCCCUUUCUCAACCCAGCACUGCGUGACCAAUUGGUUCAAGGGAUCGACGAUGACGGUGACGACUUCGCCAUACUACCCUCUGCAGCCCUAGCCACACCAGCGAACGCACCAGGGAUUGGCAGAGCACCUGACGCUCCAGCCCGCCAACGUCCCUCGGGUGACCGAGGAGCGCCGAUUGAAAUUGGCGACGAAGACGACGAAGAGCUAGACGACGAUGACUACGACGACUCCACUCUCGCAGCCCGCGAUCGACGCGAAGAGGAGCUCCAUCAGCAAUUUACCGCAGCUGCGCAGGCGUUUGGGUCUAUGAGGGACAAUCGUGACUAUGAUGAUGAGGAUGCGGAGCUUCAGCGGGCACUUGCGGCAAGCAUGGCGUACGAGUAUGGCGCUGCGGGCGGUAGUGGAGCAGGUGGGAGCGGAGAAGCGCUGGGAGACGAUUGGAUGGCAGGCGAGGACGCAGAGGAGCAGGCGCGACUCUUCGAGCAGAUCCGUAAUGGCAGUGCCGGAGCAGCGGCCGGAGGCAGUCGGCAUGACCUGGGCAGACGCAGCCCUACUCCGGCUGACGUUGGGCGAAUCGCCAAGAUGAGGGAGGAUGCUAAGCGCAAGGAGCGUGAGGAAAGGGAGAGGGAGGAGCGACAUGCCAGGGGAGAGUUCACGCCUGAGCCUGAACCGGAGAAGAAGGCGAAGCGCGACGAUGACAGCGAUAGUGACGAGGAUGAGGACGAAGAAGGGGAAGGCGUAGCCAAGAAUGGCGAGGCCGCUGGAGGCCAAUCGCCCGCUGCUGCUGCCUUGAGCCCGGAGGAGCUGAGGAAGAUGCGCCUUGCUCGCUUCGGCGGGUAG